AUGCUGAAGGAUAUUUGAUACAAGUUUCUUAUCGCUAACUUGUUUAUUGUCGGCGUAUUAAUUUUGGUCGGUGGUAUUGUUAUCCCUGUAAUGCUCCAAAAACUGAUAGACGAUGGCCUUGACAGUUUAUGAUGUAAGCCCAGUACCCACAAAUCCUGGGACGCCACGCCAGGGAAGCAAGAUUUUAAAAUCGUUAGAAGCUUUAAAAUGUUCAAUAUCACUAACCCAGAUGAAAUAUUGCAAGGGGCAAAGUCUUGGCCUUAAACUUAAUUAAGAUUAUGAGAGAAGCUCCCUGCAUGCGAUAAGUGGGUCAUAUAGCCUCCCAUCGCUCCACUGCUUGCUAGUCCAAGAACGACCUCUCAUUGCAUUUCUACUCACAGACGAGAUCUUGCACUCGUUACCCGCGAGUCAGAGGCACAGAGUGACCAUAUUGUAGGUCGACAAUGCUUGGCUUCCAGAAAAAUUCGAACAGUAAACUUUCUGGAACCUGCCGGCCAAGAUGAAACUUUUAGCCAAAUGCAACGCCUGAUACGAACUGGGAAGCGUUUCCGAUUGGCCUGGAGUUGCCCCACUGACACUGCUGGGAGAUCCAUUUCCAAAUCCGAGUCCUAUCUUCCUCCGUGGUAAAUUUUUGAACUGAGAUCAGCCUAGUCCAACGUUACUCUCCACCAAACCAACUAAACCUGGCCGGAUGCACAUUACCGAACACCAUCCUCCCUUCCAAAGUUCCUGAAUUGCCCAGCUAGAGUGUUAGAGGGUAGAUUGGUUCGCCUCACCAUUUAAAUCUAUAUGCAAGGGGCAAAACCAAAACUUGUUGAGACUCCUGAAUUCAGAUUCCAAGAAUAUUCAAAGCUCAAUUACUGGGAAUACCUUGACGAGAACGAAACAUCUCUCGGCACCGAAACCUCAGGUCCCUAUAUAGCUUACAAUUAUCAGCUGAUUUUAAAAGAAAUUGAAAAUAAAGGAACUGUGAUGCCUCUUGACACUCCUAUCACAAGCCUUAAUAUAGCGCAAUAUUUCACCUUUUAUUCGAUGACUCAUCAAUCAUUUCCGUUCUAUUCUCUCCAUUCCCUUUAUGAUGUAGUCAUUGCUAUGCAAAAUGACUUAUAUGAUAUUAUCAUUGCAUACUCCCUAUAUGAAAAAUACUACAGCAGUGCAGCUUUGGUUGAAGACUACUUGGUAAAUGUGGCUGGAUUUAGUCAAGCAGAUGCAAAUACAAUUAUGACUGAUACUAAAUAUGGGUGGAGUGGCUAUAACCAAAUGAAAAUGUGGAUACAAGCUGCCUUUGAUUAUAACUCAACAAAGUCGCUUAGUGAUGGAGCUUUUGAAACUCUUGAUAAUUAUUUCCAAAUUGAAAAUCUAACUCCCCCCCUCUGUGAGCGAACGAUAAUUUUGUUUGUUCGCGAAGGGGAUUAAUUUUAAUUUUCAAAAAUUUACAAUUCUCAAAAUUUGGAAAGCAAAUAUUAAUUUAAUUUGUAAAAUUUAUAUUUUAAAAUGAAGUUGUUUAAAUUGAACAGAAUUAGCUAGAGAUUUCAUUAUAGUAAUUAUCGCUUAUAUCGAAGUAUUUUUUCAUAAAAAUUUUUAUAUUAAAAAAAUUUUUGUUGGCUCACGGAGGUGGGUUUAUCCUUUCCAAUGCACGAGGGGGGGCAAGUGAUUUGAUUGUCACUGAAGGAAUUCUUUGGCAAAAUAUUACUGCGGUUUUAGAAGACAUGGAAAAAAAUUAUGGUACAAGUAAUCGAGUUGCUGUAGGAAACUUCCAAUGGGCAACUGCUGAAGUCACAGUGAGCCCACCUUUAGGAGCUAAAGCCAUAGCUUCUUUUCUUAGUAUUAAUCAAACCUUUACUUUUCCUCCUGAAAUGCCUAAUUUUAUAGCUGCGGCUAAAUUGGAAAAAGCUGAUUAUUCUGAGAUUGCAAACACAUUGCUGGAGGUUAGCCAUUCAGUUCCUAAGACUAAUUAUAUGUCUCUGGUAAGUUUAAGCAAUUUGAUCACAUUUUUUACUGAUCUUGGGACUUCUAACUUGCAAGAUCUUAAAGACAGAUUCAACUUACUCCCCCUUCUGUGAGCUAACAAAAAAAAAUUCGUUCGCUCACUGUGAGGAUGAGAAAUUUUUACAGUAAAAUUUUUUUUCAAAAUUUAAAAAAUUCCAAUUCGUAAUAAUUGAGAAGUAAAAUUAAUUUAAUUUUAAAGCUUAUGUUUAAAAAUGCAAUUUGUUUAAUUAGCUAAAAAUUUCAUUAUAGUAAUAACCACUUAUAUAUCCCAUAAAAAAAUUAAAUCAAAAUACUGUUUUGUAGUGGAUUUUUUCAAAAUUUUUUUUUCGCUCACAGAGGUGGGAAGUUAACAACUUAUAGCCAGGGCUACAACUUAGCAGCCUACUUAAAAUAUAUUGCAACAUUAAAAAUAGCCUAUGAAGGAACUCAAACAGAUUUUGAUGGCUAUUCUUUAUGGAUUUCUCGAUUAGUAACCAAAGCGAUACAGACUGGCAUAAAUAACCUGAAAAAUGACGUAUAUUGGGCACUCCCAUCAAAGCUACUUUUUUGUAAGUAUAAAGAAUUUUCUACGAGCUGUCAAUCAGUUAUAGGAACAGGUCUAGGCACGCAAUAUGCAGCUCAGAUCACUGCCAUUUGUGCUGACCCAGAUAUUGGGUGGGAUAUAAACACUCCUACAAGCUGGGUAAAUUUAGAAAUCUGGGCCAAAGCAGCUAUGAAACAUAAGCCUUCCUAUGAUUACAACCUAAUUUUGAAUAAAAACAUCGUAAAUGCUGCAACACUAGACACGAUUCUUACAAAUAACUUUGAAGGCCCCAUCAAUACCUAUUUACAAAAUAUUUCCAAAAAAUACGGCUGCUCCAAAGCAAUUUGUACGUUUGAUGAGCUUUUAUAUAAGCAAUGGGGAAGUUCAGAGCUAACCAAUAAUUUGAUGGAAGAUUUGACUACGUGUGGGGUUUCAGCAUCAAUGACUUUCCAGAGCUGGCUUCCUUCUCGCUAUGCAACACCAAUUGAAUGGACUUAUUUCUCAGAAAAUUCUAUCCCAGCGGCCAUGGUCGGGAGUUUCCUCAACUACAAUGCAUUUUUAAAUCCAACUCCAAUAAAACUUUUCUUAAAUUAUUAUUUUCAAGGGAAUGCUGCUACAAUCACAAGCAAGCUCGGAGUUCCUACAAACCUCAUAGAUCCGAUGUACAACUACUUGUUGAAGCUCCUCCCUGGAUACGGGCUUUUUGCAACAAGAACUUAUAAAGAAUGGAUUUAUGGCGUGUCAGAUACCUUUUUAGCCUGGGUGAAAUCUAUAGACGUAUAUAAUGGAGGGUAUCCCUUAGUACCAGUUGUUUAUCCUCUAAAGUCUUUCUCAAAUGAAACCCAGUCGACGCCAAAGCAUGUAGUUAUGUCAGGAAAAUCAAGCACUAGCUCCCCUCUUAUGAGCGAAUAAAACCAUUAGAAAAAUCUCUUUUUUUUCCCAACCAAUCAAAAAAUUUUUAAUAUAUAAUCUAUGUAUGCACUUGCAUAGAUUUCUCUUUACUCCCCCCCCCCCCUCCGUGAGCGAACAAAAAAAUUUUGUUCACUCACGGAGGGGGGUUAAUUUGUUUUUUUAAAAAAAAUUUAUAUAUAAAUUUUAUAAAAAAUAUUUUUUUCGAAAUUUAAAAAAAUCCUAAUUUGCAAAAAUUGGGAAGCAAAUAUUAAUUUAAUUUGCAAAAUUUAUGUGUUUUAAAAACGCAAUUUGUUUAAAAUUAAACAGAAUUAGCUCUAGAUUUCAUUAUACUAAUUAUCACUUAUAUAUCAAAAUUUUUUUCCAUUAAAAUUUUUUCUAUUAAAAAAAAUUUUUGUUCGCUCACGGAGGGUGGGUUUUUUGGUCAAAAAAUGGCGAUUUUUCUAAUGGUUUUGUUCGCUCACGGAGGGGGGGGGGGAGUUAGGACUUUUACAAUGGACGUUUGAAGUGCUGGAAUAUUCAAUACCAGGGAAAUGGGCUCGAUAACAAUAUAUAAUAGUUAUUAGUAUAGGAUGAUAUAUAAGUAAUAAUUGUUUCUAGUCAAAAAGAAAGAUAUUUGUUUACGAAACAAGUUGAAUUCGGGACCUUAUCGGAAGAGUUUGGGUUGCUAUGUAAGCGGACACUAAAAAUGGAACUGGGCAAAGAGUGAUCUCAAGGAGAAAGUAGCCGAUAUGUGAAAGAAGUGUAUAAAGACAGCCUUUAUUGUGGUUCCCAGCAGCUUGGGACAGUGUAAUCUGAACUAAUCCUUGUUCCUGAGUCGCGCGGGAUUUUGUUAUGUUCGAUCCAUUUUUAUUGUAGACUUUGACAAGGCAAUGUAACUUGGCGAGCCUAAUUAUAAAUGAAAAUGGAAAUAACCAACGCUACAAUACACACACAAAAUAUAAUAGUGUGCACCAGACAAUAGACCUUGAAAUUUAAUAGUCAAGCAGCAAUGCUUUUAAUGAUACAAAACAAAAUGAAAAUAUCAACUUAUAUAGGCAUCUUUCAAUAAACAUUGUUUUUAAUUCACCCAUACACCUCAAUUUGCAUUUGCCGAAAGAGUUAUAGAGAUGAUAAAAAUAAGAAAAACAGAGUUGAAGGAAAUGAGAUCCUUAAAAAGUUAAAUAUGUGCGAGAGUUAGAAAUGCAAGUUUAAAUUAUUUUAGACAGGAUUUUUGAUUAUAAUACACAUAUAAGCUCCUCUUAGUGCGUUAUUUUUGCUGCCAAAUCCGCUCGAAUCUGCUUGAAUCCACUUCAAGUAAUAGCUGUUAGAUGUUGACGGCAAUAAAUAUCGCCCUUUACAUAUACCAGAAUUGAACAUGUAGAUUAAAACAUUUUUAUACAAGAUUUUCAACGAUAAUGCACGCAUAAGCUUUAUUCAAUAAUUACCUUUUGCUGCCUAAUCCGCUUGAAUCCGCUUGCAGUAAUAGCUGCUACAUGCUACCGGCAAUAUAUCACCCUUUGCAUAUACAAGAUUAAAAUGUAAAUUUGAAGUAUUUUGUACAGGAUUUCUAAUUAUAAUGCACGCUUAAGCUUCUCUUAGUGAGUACUUUUUGCAGCCUAAAUCGCACAAAUCCGCUUCAAGUAAUAUCUGUCAAACACUAACGGCAAUAAGUAUCACCCUUUACAUAUCCGUUUGCAUAUACUAGAUUAAAGUGUAAAUUUGAAAGUAUUUUGUACAAGAUGUUUAAUUAUAAUAUAUCUAUAAGCUUCUCUUAGUGAGUACUUUUUGCUUCCUAAUCCGCUCGAAUCCGCAUCAAGUAAUAUCUGUUAAACGUUAACGGCAAUAAGUAUCACCCCUUUACAUAUACCAGAAUUGAACAUGUAGAUUAAAAUAUUUUAUACAAGAUGUUCAACGAUAAUCAAAAAUCUUGUAUAAAAUAUUGUAGCGUUGGUUAUUUCCAUUUUCAUUUAUAAUUAGGCUCGCCAAGUUACCUUGGCUUGCCAAAGUCGGCAAUAAAAAUGGAUCGAACAUAACAAAAUCCCGCGACUCAGGAACAAGGAUUAGUUCAGAUUACACUGUCCCAAGCUGCUGGGAACCACAAUAAAGGCUGUCUUUAUACACUUCUUUCACAUAUCGGCUACUUUCUCCUUGAGAUCACUCUUUGUCAGUUCCAUUUUUAGUGUCCGCUUACAUAGCAACCCAAACUCUUCCGAUAAGGUCCCGAAUUCAACUUGUUUCGUAAAAAAAUAUCUUUCUUUUUGACUAGAAACAAUUAUUACUUAUAUAUCAUCCUAUACUAAUAACUAUUAUAAAAUGUUAUCGAGCCCAUUUCCCUGGUAUUGAAUAUUCCAGCACUUCAGCCGUCCAUUGUAAAGGUCCUAACUCCCCCCCCCCUCCGUGAGCGAACAAAACCAUUAGAAAAAUCGCCAUUUUUUGACCAAAAACCCACCCUCCGUGAGUGAACAAAAAUUUUUUUAAUAGAAAAAAUUUUAAUGGAAAAAAAUUUUGAUAUAUAAGUGAUAAUUAGUAUAAUGAAAUCUAGAGCUAAUUCUGUUUAAUUUUAAACAAAUUGCGUUUUAAAAACAUAAAUUUUGCAAAUUAAAUUAAUAUUUGCUUCCCAAUUUUUGCAAAUUAGGAUUUUUUUAAAUUUCGAAAAAAAUAUUUUUUAUAAAAUUUAUAUAUAAAUUUUUUUUAAAAAAAAAAAUUAACCCCCCUCCGUGAGCGAACAAAAUUUUUUUUGUUCGCUCACGGAGGGGGGGGGGGGAGUAAAGAGAAGUCUAUAGAGUGCAUGGAUUAUAAAAAUUUUAAGAAAAAUAAUUUUGAUAUGCAAGUUAAUUUUGAUAAAAUUGUAUUUCAAAGCAUAAAUUAAAUAAAUAUUUAGUUUCCAAUUUUUGCGAAUCAAGAUUUUUUAAAUACCGAAAGCAAUAAUUUAUAUAAAAAUUAUAUAUAAAUGAAAGAAAAUUGACCCCCUCUGUGAGCGAACAAAAUUUUUUUGUUCGCUUCACAGAGAGGGGGACUAAGCAUACAAAAGCUUACUAUAAGUACUUUGGACAUCGCACUAUGGACAUGUACUCAGCCAAAUAUAGCGAUUGGUCUCCUUAUCAAGCUGUGUAUGCAUAUAGUCAAGUAUGGGGAGAAGAAAUAGAAAUACAAGGCGGAGAUGGAGGGAACUAUGGGACGCAUGUCCAUAAAGAUGACAGAGUACCUGUAUUUAUUAGCUCAAUUCUCAGGUAUGGGAUUCUAACAUACAAAUUUUCUGACACUUAUAAUGGCUUAGAUGUGUACUUUUUCCAAGUGGACCCUGACGAAUUAAAAACAUCAGCUACAGUCCCCGCCAACGCUAACUCUCCCCGCCUCCGUGAGUGAACAAAAAAAUUUUGUUCACUCACGGAGAGGGGUUAAUUUUUUGUUUUAAAAAAAAUUUAUAUAUAAAAAUUUUAUAAAAAAAAUUUUUUUUUUUCGAAAUUUAAAAAAAACCUAAAUCGCAAAAAUUUGGAAAGCAAAUAUUGAUUUAAUUUAUAAAAUUUAUGUUUUAAAAGGAAUUCGUUUAAAAUUAAACAGAAUUAGCUCUAGAUUUCAUUAUACUAAUUAUCAUUUAUAUAUCAAAAUUUUUUUUCCAUAAAAAAUUUUUCUAUUAAAAAAAAAUUUUUGUUCACUCACGGAGGGUGGGUUUUUGGGCAAAAAAUAGCGAUUUUUCUAAUGGUUUUGCUCACUCACGGAGGGGGGGAGUAAGUAUUUUCAGCUUCCUAAUGGAUUUGAUGGCUUUUUCAAUAUUACUGCUCAAUCAGGGGCACCUUGUUUUGUAUCAUUCCCUCACUGUCUCUACUGUGAGCCAGAUGCCCAAAACAUGGUUGAAUAUUAUGAGUGGACUCCAGAAGCUCCUUUAUCAAAGCGAAUUUAUCCAUAUGAGACACAUGAUAUGCCGUGGGCAAAAAUAGAGCCAUAUACAGGUACUGGUGUAAGUGUAGUAUUGAAUUUCGAAAUCAGUGGCGGCAUAUAUAGAGACUAUUUCUAUAGAAAUCUUCAUGAGCCAGUUCCUGGGAAAGGACUUUAUUUUCCCUACUAUCAACUUUUACGUUCCUCUAACCUCACAGAUAGUCAAGUUGAUGAUCUAUUUGGGUCGUUCAUUUUGGCUCAGCAGAUGAAGAGUUUGAUGUUUUAUGUAGGCAUCACAUUGGGGGCAUGCAUGAUUCUAAUUUCUAUGUUCAAUUUCGCUUAUGUGUAUAGAAAGCAGAGAUUUGGAGGAUGGAAGUCUCCUUUGCACAGUGCAUCACCUCCAGGGUCGCCUAAAGCAACAGAUUAA
Molecule: messenger RNA, 7706 nt
Organism: Blepharisma stoltei
Lineage: Eukaryota; Ciliophora; Heterotrichea; Heterotrichida; Blepharismidae
Source: the annotation of a GenBank genome assembly